Symbiodinium pilosum is the source of this 277-nucleotide messenger RNA. NCBI's taxonomy places the organism in Eukaryota, Dinophyceae, Suessiales, Symbiodiniaceae. The record is from the annotation of a GenBank genome assembly.
GCUUAACGUUGACGGUGCACCCAGCCCUGUGGUGCAGGAGGAUGGGCAGAGUCCCGAGAUGAUGCAUGAGUUGGAGGCUUUGCAGGAAGUCAUGCAGAGUCUGAAUUCCCAGCUGCAGAUCCUUGGUGCUGAGGCAGAUGCUGCCGCAAAGGAGGUGGCCCACCAAAAUCCUGAUGGAGGCGCAGAUGUGUCCCCGCGGCGCGCGGAGAACGAGAUGGCUUUCGUGGCGCGAAGGUAUGUCUCGCAGCUGACGCUGCCGCCGAAGCCAAUGGAUGAG